Messenger RNA from Nannospalax galili (Upper Galilee mountains blind mole rat), 1874 nucleotides. RefSeq names its product claudin 4 (gene Cldn4). Gene Ontology annotation, molecular function: structural molecule activity. Bases 267 to 899 code for a protein of 210 amino acids. The record is from RefSeq and is a predicted model, not a curated record. Gene Ontology annotation, biological process: cell adhesion; bicellular tight junction assembly. NCBI's taxonomy places the organism in Eukaryota, Metazoa, Chordata, Mammalia, Rodentia, Spalacidae. Gene Ontology annotation, cellular component: plasma membrane; bicellular tight junction. The transcript has a single exon.
AAUCCAGAGAAACUGGUCACGGGGUGGCCUCGGGGACUGAAACCCCUCCCUCUGUCUCCACCCCUCCUCCUCAGUACUAUAACUGCAGCACCUGUUGCUUCCGAACCUGAUUGCAACUUGCAGCCCAGGGAUAGAGCUGUCUGGGCAAAGAGCAUCUUUGUGUCUCUGAGUCUUACCAAAGAGAAGCUUUCUCAGACCUCCAACUUUUGUACAUUCCCGAGAAGGAUCCUCUUUCUGGCUUCACCGACCUUGACUCUGGCAAGGUGAUGGCGUCCAUGGGCCUACAAGUGUUGGGGAUCUCUCUGGCUGUCCUGGGCUGGCUGGGUGCCAUCCUCAGUUGUGCACUCCCCAUGUGGAGGGUGACAGCCUUCAUCGGCAGCAACAUCGUCACGGCCCAGACCAGUUGGGAGGGCCUGUGGAUGAACUGUGUGGUGCAGAGCACCGGUCAGAUGCAGUGCAAGGUGUACGACUCGCUGCUAGCCCUGCCUCAGGACCUACAGGCUGCCCGAGCGCUCAUAGUCAUCUGCAUCAUCGUGGCUGCGUUGGGGAUGCUUCUGUCUGUGGUUGGGGGCAAGUGUACCAACUGCAUGGAGGACGAGACCACCAAGGCCAAGACCAUGAUCGUGGCCGGCGCUGUGUUAUGUGUGGCUGGCUUGCUGGCCAUGGUGCCCGUGUCCUGGACGGCGCACAAUGUCAUCCGAGAUUUCUACAAUCCUCUGGUGGCUGCUGGGCAGAAAAGGGAGAUGGGCGCUUCUCUCUACAUUGGCUGGGCUGCCUCUGGGCUGUUGCUCUUGGGAGGAGCCCUGCUGUGCUGCAACUGCCCACCCCGCUCUAACGACAAGCCCUACUCGGCCAAGUACUCUGCAGCUCGCUCUGCACCUGCCAGCAACUAUGUGUAAGGUGGGCCACUCUGCUCUGCCAUCGUUCAUUGCCUUUGAUUUUUUUUUUUUUCCUCUUGGACUGAGCUCACAGCCGGUGACCCCUUAUAUUCCCCAGGACUGUCCUGUCAUGGGCCAUUGGCUACUGGAGGGAUGGACAAGCAGGAAUUAAAAGCCAUGCUACAGGCCAGCAGCCCUGGGGAAACCAUCUCCCACACUUUAUCCCACAAGGAUGGAUGUAAACAGACUCUCAUGCUGCCUGCCUACCUCCAAGUUGUUCAGGGAUAUCGGGCUGAAGGGAGAAGCAGCCAGGUAUGGCAGUGGAGAGGGGAGCUGGCUCUAGCCAGCCGGGAGAGGUCAGAUCCUGGGUGAGUGCCCUACCCAUGCUGGCACCUCUGACUGGUCUCCUCACUCUCUCUGCCCACAUCUGUUACUCCAGCCCCUCUCUUGCCAUCAUGUUCUGUGUACCUGGACACACCUGGUCCUCCCUGGAGUCACUGUGAUCGAUGAUGACCAGGUGGGCCAUCAGAAUUGCUUGUUUGGGCUCCACCAGGGAAUCACUGUGAUUGACAAUGGCUGCCCACCCACCUGCGCUUGGAAUGGAGCUCUGAGAGAGUGGAAGGACGGGUUUGAGGGAAGGGUGGAGGUGGAUCAAACUGGUUUGGGGAGUGCAGGGUCUGGCGACGGAGAAGCAGUCCAGGCUGUCCCCACCCCGUUUCCGGUCUGGUCUUGCUAAUACCUGGCUUUAGGACUCUCCCCAACCCCCCAUUGAGAAGAAGCCUGAGCCCCUUGAGGCCUGUACCUCUGAAUUCCCUACCUUUUUUCUGGGGGCAUUGGCCAGCCUGCCAAAGGUUUAGGGAGUGAUGGCUUGGCACGGGGAGACUUGGGGCUCCCUCUGCCCUGUCUUCUCUCUGGACACUUGUUUUGUAAGUUAAGCAAAUCUGUUCACUGCUAUAAUUAUUAUUUUCUACAAUAAAUGGCACCUGUGUACAGGAA